CCGCGACAAGUGCCAGACGAUUGAUAUCCUCAAUUCGAUAUCCUCUGCAAUAUCAAUCGCCCACCAUGGCCCCCUCUCAGCUCCCCCCGAUCUUCAACCCCACCUCCCAGGACAUUGAGAUGCUCCUUGCCGCUCAAUGCCACCUCGGAUCCAAGAACCUCCAGUCUCACAUGGAGCCUUACCUCUGGAAGACUCGCCCCGAUGGUGUCAAUGUCAUCAACAUUGGCAAGACCUGGGAGAAGAUCCUCUUGGCUGCCCGUAUCAUCGCCGCCAUUGACAACCCGGCCGAUAUCUGUGUCAUCUCCGCUCGUCCCUACGGCCAGCGUGCUGUCCUGAAGUUCGCCUCCCACACCGGUGCCACCGCCAUUGCUGGUCGUUUCACCCCCGGUAACUUCACCAACUACAUCACCCGCUCUUUCAAGGAGCCCCGCCUGAUCAUCGUCACCGACCCUCGCACCGACGCCCAGGCCAUCAAGGAGGCCAGCUACGUCAACAUCCCCGUCAUCGCUCUUUGCGACACUGACUCCCCCACCGACUUCGUUGACGUUGCCAUCCCCACCAACAACAAGGGUCGCCACGCCAUCGGUCUCGUCUGGUGGCUCCUUGCCCGUGAGGUCCUCCGUCUCCGUGGUACCCUCGCUUCCCGUGAGGUUGACUGGGACGUCGUUGUCGACCUCUACUUCUACCGCGACCCUGAGGCCGAGGAGAACAAGGAGAUCGCCGAGGAGGCCAAGGUUGCCUCCACUGAGGAGGUCGGCCCUGCUGCCAUCGAGUCUGGCUUCGCUGGUGAGAACUGGGAUGUCCAGGGUGCCGGUGCUGGUGUUCCUGGCACUGCUUUCGCUGCUGCUAGCGCUGCUGGUGCUACCAGCUGGGAGGCUGACGGUGCCGACUGGGCUGCCAGCUCUGCCGCUCCUGCUGGUGAGAGCUGGGCUGAGACCCAGCCCGCCGAGGGCAAGUGGUAAACGUCUGAACUCGGUGAUGAGGAUGGCCGUUGAGAGGGCAUCAUGAUUAUUUUCUUUCCACGAAACAAUGGCGAUUGGUUGAGGGUGACGAGGACUCCUCGAUCAACAAGGAAAUGCCGCCCGGCGUUUCCCUGCAAAGAAAAGAAUCCCUUGUCGUGUCUAUCCUAGUCUCUGUUUCAGCAUUUAUCUCAAAAAGACAAAGAAGAAAAAAGAGGAAAAGAAUCAAC
This is a messenger RNA of Aspergillus ibericus CBS 121593, 1189 nucleotides long. RefSeq names its product 40S ribosomal protein uS2 (gene rps0). The transcript has 2 exons. Gene Ontology annotation, biological process: ribosomal small subunit assembly; cytoplasmic translation. The coding region runs from base 66 to 962 and encodes 298 amino acids. NCBI's taxonomy places the organism in Eukaryota, Fungi, Ascomycota, Eurotiomycetes, Eurotiales, Aspergillaceae. The record is from RefSeq and is a predicted model, not a curated record. Gene Ontology annotation, molecular function: structural constituent of ribosome. Gene Ontology annotation, cellular component: ribosome; 90S preribosome; cytosolic small ribosomal subunit.